Daktulosphaira vitifoliae (grape phylloxera) is the source of this 3043-nucleotide messenger RNA. RefSeq names its product basigin (gene Bsg). The record is from RefSeq and is a predicted model, not a curated record. Bases 565 to 1650 code for a protein of 361 amino acids. Gene Ontology annotation, biological process: cell-cell adhesion. Gene Ontology annotation, cellular component: cell-cell junction. Gene Ontology annotation, molecular function: cell adhesion molecule binding. NCBI's taxonomy places the organism in Eukaryota, Metazoa, Arthropoda, Insecta, Hemiptera, Phylloxeridae. The transcript has 8 exons.
CAUCUCGUUUGCACUUACGGCGUUCGGAUGUCUUUGCCCUUCUGUUUGAGUAGUCGCUCUCUCUCUGUCUCCUCUGUAUUUGAGCGCGCGGUCUCUACUAUCCUUAUGAGUUAUUUUCUGUCAGCCCUGUUCCUCGGAUAACUAGGAAAUUUUUCUUAUUUUACCUCUCCUUCUCACUCAUAAGAUCGUUUACUCACACGCGCUAACAUCCGCGUUUAUGUUAGUAGUAUCGUACCUUAUUUUUGUUUCCCAUUAGUAACUUGCGCGGGCGUACGUCUUUUUACAUUUCACCAAAUUGUUUUUUAUUUGUUUGCUACUUUAUUUUAUCACUUAAAUAUUGUAUAAGUUUUUUUUAUAAUCUUGUUUUCCGUCCGUUUAUUGUGCGUUUACUGAUAGCGGCUAUUACAGAGUUAGUUAUAAUUCGUGCUACCGCCGCCGCUCCAGAACGGCUACGGAUCAACCUAAUCUCGCCGUGCUGACCUGGACAUCACAACGGCGAACAAGGCUUGGCGGCUUUGCGCCAUCAAAUAAUAUUUUACCAACUGACACAUAACUUAUCCGAAAAUGUGUUUGAACUUUGUCGUAGUCAUCGCCUUGUUUUUCGCCCUGUUCGGUAUUGUGCCCUUCCCAUCUGCGGCUGAUGAACCAAGUUAUGAAGGUAGUAAUACUAUAAGAGAAGGCAGUCCUUUUACAAUAACUUGUCGAGUGUCAACAUUCUCAGCCAUUAAAUGGAAAAAGGACAAUGAAACUCUUGAGUUCAACAAUCAUUAUAAAAUCAAUGUUAAUGAGACCGAUGACAAUAUGCGUAUAUCUACAGUUACUGUCAAUUCUGCUAUCCUUAAAGAUUCAGGCUCAUAUAGAUGCACAACAGAGUACAACAAAUUUCAUGUAUUGGAAGUGGUUAGCACCGAAGCUGAUGUUAUCAUAAAAGCAAGUUAUGAUUUUAGUGAUAGACAUAUAGCUGCCAACUAUAAACAACCUCUUACAAUUAAUUGUACGGUUGAAGGAACUCAAGAUCCAAAACAUUUUUGGAAAUGGUUAAAAGAUGACAAGCCAAUUACAACUGAGAUGUCUGAUUCAGACAGUUCACUGACAGUUGAUGGUAAUAAUGUUAUAUUUAGAAAAUUUGUAGAAAAACAUACUGGUCAAUACACUUGUCAACUUUUUAAUUCUAACAAUGGUCCAUCUAUAGGAUCAAAGGUUAUUCAUGUUGUCUUAAAUCCAUUCUAUCAAUUAAUAGAUACUAUUACUUUCAUUGAAGAAGAAAGAGCUGAACUGGAGUGUGAAGUACAUGGUGUACCACUUCCUGAUAUAAAUUGGAGAUUUGGAAAUAAUACAAUUGUACCAUCUCAACACUAUACUUUUGCACCAAAUGAUAGAAACAUAAGUAAUGCUAUUUUGAUACUUAAUGGUGUUUCCGAAAAUGAUAAGGGAUACUAUUACUGUGGUGGAAAAAGUUCACUCGUGGCUAUACCCAUAAGUUCUAAAGGAUGCUUAGUCCGUGUUAGAGGUAAAUUUGCUGCAUUAUGGCCUUUCUUGGGAAUAUGCGCUGAGGUUAUCAUAUUAUGUUUAGUAAUAUUUAUUUAUGAAAAAAAACGCAAUAAGUCUGAAUUUGAAGAAAGUGAUACAGAUCAAGGACCAGAGAUGUAAAAAUAAUACUACAGACCACAGUGGUGGUGGUGAUGUGCGACAUAGAAAAUAAGUUCUAACCAAAUUUUAAAUGAAUGGUCAAAUGUAAGAACUACAGCUUUAGAUGCAGAUGUAAUAGGUUUUGUCAGACCAAUUUUUAUUUACAUUCUUAGGAAAUUUUUAUUUCAAAGUUAUAAAGAAAGUUUCACAGACAAAAAAAGAAAACAACAGUUUGUUUAUUUAGUUAUUUUAAAGUAGUGUCCAAUAUUCUUACUGCUUAUUUUUUAUGAUCCAUAAAAGAUGUUUACAUGUUUUAACUGAAACAUAUAAACAUAUUACUGUAACUUAAUAUAUGUUAAAGUACAGUAAUUAUUUAGCUAUGUAAUGUAAAAUAAUUAUGCAAUUUAAAUUGUGCAAAUAGCAUUUUUUGUUCCAUGGCUUUAUUUAAUUUAUCACAUUUUUAAUUCACUAUUAUAAAUUUAAAUUUAAUUUUUAAUUAUUUACUUUUCGUCCUUUUUUUGUUUACUAAUCUUAUCUAGUAGUUUAUGUUCAAAUUUAAUUUAUGUUGACAAUUUAUUCUCAACGUUAGUUCUUUGUGCUUUUAUCAAAGUAAAAAUAUUGUAUUUUAUGCUCAAUAACUAUUCCUUCAGUUAUUAAUAUUGAAUUUAUAUAUUCUAUUAUUUAACUAAUACUCUUUAAUUCUGGUCAUAGAUUUAUUUUAAAAUAGUUAUAAAAUAAAGGAUAAAUUGACAUUGUUUUGAUAAAAUAAUGUAUUUGUAAAUUUUAGUUACUUGUAGUUAAGUAUUAAUAAAAUAUCACGCGCUAAUUUAUUUCAAAUAAUUUCACUCUUUCAACUCAUUCAACCAUUAAAAAUCUCUGUACCAGCAAUAUAAUUCUUACUAUUCUAUUUCUAAGUGGAUCUUAGUGGUAUUGUUCUAUUUAUUGUUAGAAUAUUAAGGGUGCUUAAGUAUCAAAAUGAAAAUUGCCCAGUUAAAAAUUUAUUUUAGCAAUAAGCAUAAGUUAAGUUAUAAAUCAUGAUUUAUAUAUUAUACAUCUAUUUAUGAUGGUAUGAAUUUUGUUUAUUAUUAUGUAUUAUACAUAUAUAAUGUCACUGCUUGUUGUUAAAUUGUUAUAAUGAAAUAAAAACAUUUUCUUCCUAUAAAGAAAUUUAAAAAAGUAUAUAUAUAUAUAUAUAUAUAUAUAUGCAUAUAAAUGUUCAUAGCUUUUUUUAGAUGUAGUGACAUAACAAUCAACAUUUUGUCACCAAAAAGCGAUUAUAUAAAAUCAUUUUUACUUUAUUUCCUACUUUGGUGUACAAAACCAUCUUAUUUGUUACUUGUAAGAUCUUUUAUUAUUUAUUCAGUGUUAAAUUUGUAGAAUUUGUUAAUAUUAAAAGAAAAUAUUGUUAGCAUUA